Penicillium lagena is the source of this 1644-nucleotide messenger RNA. RefSeq lists its product as uncharacterized. Bases 1 to 1644 code for a protein of 547 amino acids. Gene Ontology annotation, cellular component: nucleus. The record is from RefSeq and is a predicted model, not a curated record. NCBI's taxonomy places the organism in Eukaryota, Fungi, Ascomycota, Eurotiomycetes, Eurotiales, Aspergillaceae. Gene Ontology annotation, biological process: regulation of transcription by RNA polymerase II. The transcript has 4 exons.
AUGAAUGCGCCUCCCCCCGCAAAUUGGACCACCAAGAAAACCGGUUAUUAUGUUAGCGGUUCCUCUCAUCUUCUUAUCUUCUUCGUCUGGUGCGAUCGAGGAGUGGGUCAGAUCAAGAACACUCUCUCCGAGCACACAGAACACGCGCCUGAUGCGCCUGGGCCCGCAUUCAUGACGUCCGAUAUCUAUGAAUCGGACGACGCCUGGAAGCACUCGCCGCCGCUGGUGGCCAUUAAGCCCAAUUAUGGAGUGGAGGAGAAACGGCCUCCGUUUGUCCCGCCAGGGUCUCCCAAUGCUACCGAGAACGAUGCCGCCAAGGGAACGCCCGGCCGUUCCCAGCCUAGUCGGCCGGACAUCGCCUACUACGAGAGGGAGCACCCGCUCGGGCAGGACUGGUCACCGGCGCCUCGGGAUUUCAAUCCAGCCGACGACAGAAAAGCAAAACCUGAACUGGAGACAACGGCCAAAGCAGCCGUAGACCAGCUGCGAGACAACAAGGACUCCUUGCUGGACGUGCUGGCCGGGUCCACAGCCUUCCCCCCACCAAAUCCGCUUUCAGUGACGCUCCCUCCACCAGCGCCGUCGGUCAGGUCGCCAAGCCGUCCUCGCUUGCCCUCCAUCUCGGCCGCCAUCUCAGCUCCAAGUACAAGACGGCCGUCUGAAGACCUACUCGCAUUAUCUCCGCCAUACACCGAUUCUUCCGUCAGACACUCCCCGGAAGACAGAGUCUCUCUCCCAGCCCUCCAAUCGCUUCAUUCUCCACCUCAAUCAAACCCUGCAACUUCUCCGAACGGCAACAACCGAGUGCUUCCAUCAAUACGCACCCUAGGCGUAAACCCACCGGAAUUCCCACCAAGGGUCAAUGGGAUACCUCCAUAUCCGUACCCGGGCCCAAGCUCGGCUGGCUCACGAAACGACCCAGCGCAAGAACGGUUCCCCCCGCCACAGCAUAUUCCACCCAGUCCCUUUUCACAUUUUUCACCCACGAGUACCAAGGAUAUAUCAAACAAUCCUUCUCCGGCUUCAAUGCCUACGUUUUGGCGGACCUACCCCUCCCAGACGGAGCUCCACCCGAGUGGAGCCUCUCCGUACGAUCCGUCCCCCAUAACGGCGAAAAGCCCGGCUGCUGGUUAUCCUACCCCCACAGAGCAGCCUGGUGCCGGGCCAGGAGACCGUACAUCUUUCGACUCGACACUAUCUCCCAAUGGGAACGCGCCCCCAGGUAACUACAAGUGCCACCAUCCGGGAUGCACCGCCCCGCCGUUCCAAACCCAAUACCUAUUAAACUCCCACGCCAAUGUGCACUCCCAGGACCGGCCACAUUUCUGUCCGGUAGAGAACUGUCCGCGAGCGAUAGGCGGCAAAGGAUUCAAGCGUAAGAACGAGAUGAUGCGGCACGGCCUUGUACACAACUCGCCGGGUUAUGUUUGUCCAUUCUGUCUCGACCAGCAGCACAAGUAUCCGCGGCCGGAUAAUCUCCAACGGUAUGUGAUUCAACUUCCUCGAGUCAUUCGCUUCAUGCUCAUAUUGUAUCAAGACACGUUCGAGUCCAUCAUGUCGACAAGAGCAAAGACGAUCCCAUCUUGCGAGAUGUACUCUCGCAGCGGCCCCCAGGCAGUACACGAGGCCGACGACGACGGUUGA